AUGGAGGCUGUGGUGAAGCUGAAUCGCAAGCUCGGGGUGGGCGGCCGCGGCGUUGUUUACGAGGGCUUCGAUCACGCCAGAGGGCACUUCGUCGCCAUCAAGGAGCUGGCCUAUAUGGAACCCAGCGUCGCUGACGAGGAGGACACGGAACUGGCUGCCAUUCUCACUGAACUCGCAUAUAUGCGCGAGGCACAACACCCCAACCUCGUCAAGUACUACGGCGCCCGCCGUAGUCCCAUCGGUAUUCAGAUUAUAAUGGAGUACGUAAGCGGCGGCUCGCUGGACUACGUGUUGAAACGCUGCGGCCCUGUGCGCGAAACCGUCGCCCGCGCCUAUACCCGCGAUGUGCUCGAGGCUCUGCACUACCUGCACAAGACAAUGCACGUGUGCCACCGUGACGUGAAGCCGGCAAACAUUCUCAUCACACCGGACGGGCGGUGCAAGCUGGCCGACUUUGGGGUCGCAAAGUAUGUGGAGGUGAUGACGCCGACGCACUCUGCGCAGGCAGCACGCGACAGCCAAGGCGUGGGAAAGGCGGAAGGGAGCACCUCGCCGCGCCACCGCAACGACGAGCGUCAAUGCUACCUACAGACGGCGGUGGGCACGCCGUGGUACAUGGCACCAGAGGUGAUCAACGGAGGUGUCGAGGACGACGACGACGAGGACGUGGCACUUGACGACGCAUAUGCGUUAACUGUGGGCGGCAACGCCAGCAACGGCAGCUCCAGUGAGGACUGGACGAGUAGUGGCUUGGCCCAUACAGCAUCCCACCCGCUCGCCUCGACACCCCCACUGUACUCAUCCUCCAACUACUACAACCCGCUGAAGCGGAUUGUGAAGAAGGGCCGGCUCGGCGCGCGCUCGGUCGGAUACACCACCAGCGCCGACAUCUGGAGUGUUGGCGUCACCGUGUACGAAAUGGUCACGGGCACGAAGCCUUUUGGCGCCGAUCUCUCCAACCCGUCUGCGGUGCUCUUUCGGAUCGCAAACUGCGCCGCAUCUCCUCCGCAGCUGCCAGCGGGCAUGCAUGUCUCCGUGGAGUUGCAUAACUUCUUGGACCUGUGCUUCGUGUACGACAAGGACCUCCGCGCGACGGCGGCGGAGCUCUUGGGCCACCCAUGGCUGCAGCCUGCUCGCAAGGGUAGCAACAGGGGCGGUGUCAGCGCCAGUGGAGCGAAACAGCCACAUCGCGUGCUCUCCAAUGCUGAGAACCUCUCGCAUUCUGACAUGCGCGUGGAUGAGUGCGAGCCAGUGCAGCGCCAUCAGCAGCCAGCGACCCGCCGCACCGUCUUUGACGGUGUCCCUCUCCUCGACGCCAUCGACCUUCCCGCCUACCCCGCAAUGACGGCGGCCUCGUCUCUGGUCUCCUCUGCGGCAACCGAAUGUGGCGCUGGUGGAGAGGGAGUCUAUCCUCCUCCUACCAGCUCGUCAGGAUGUGCGCAGCACAGCUUGCACCGCCUGUCGUGCAGCAGCGUUCCUCGCGGCUCACCCUCCAUCCUCAUGUCGCCGCCGCCAUCGUCCGUGUCUAUUGCGGAGCAGGCGGAGGCGUCUUCACGGUACGCAGCGGUACGACAGCGCAUUGGACACACCCGCGCAACCAACUCCGCGCGCACCGCUGUCUCAGCAGCAGCACCCGACGCGCAGUCAAGCGCCGGGAUUCUCUUGUCCACAUACGGAGAGUUUGUCGAUCUUCUGACACGCCCUUGA
Leishmania braziliensis MHOM/BR/75/M2904 is the source of this 1707-nucleotide messenger RNA. RefSeq names its product putative protein kinase. The coding region runs from base 1 to 1707 and encodes 568 amino acids. The record is from RefSeq and is a predicted model, not a curated record. The transcript has a single exon. Gene Ontology annotation, biological process: protein phosphorylation. Gene Ontology annotation, molecular function: ATP binding; protein kinase activity. Lineage: Eukaryota; Euglenozoa; Kinetoplastea; Trypanosomatida; Trypanosomatidae.